This is a messenger RNA of Salvelinus sp. IW2-2015, 1964 nucleotides long. The record is from RefSeq and is a predicted model, not a curated record. NCBI's taxonomy places the organism in Eukaryota, Metazoa, Chordata, Actinopteri, Salmoniformes, Salmonidae.
AUGCUUAUCUGUGGUUUCCAUUCACACCCAGCUCAGCAACUACAGCAACAAAUGGUACUGGGUCAGGAUGGCUGGAGUGUGACUUACACCCCUCAGAGUAUCUGUACCUUGAAGGGGUCAACAGUGGAGAUGUCCUGCUCUUACACAUAUCCCAGUGGUACAGUCACAAAAACCCUCUGGUUCACUAAAUGGGGGACUGGUGUAGAACCUGAAUAUCUAGGACAGGAGCCAGAGUAUGCAGGUCGUCUGGAGUAUCAGGGGGAUAAGAAGAAAGACUGUACCCUGAGAAUCACAGACCUGAGAGAGAGAGACUCAGCUACGUACAGGUUCAGAUUACUAACAGAUCAGGAAGGAGGGACAUAUACUGGCAAACUUGGAGUGACUUUGUCUGUCACAGGUCUUCAGGUGAAGGUGACUGGUGGACAUCAGGAUAAGACACUGACCUGUAUCACCACCUGUACUCUGACUGACAACCCCACCUACAUCUGGUACAAGAACGGACAACGUCUAAAUAAGCCCACUUCCCAUCAAUACUCUGUCAAUAGUUAUUAUUCAGACAGUUACUCCUGUGCUGUAAAAGGCCAUGAGGAUCACCACUCUCCUGCAGUGUGUGUUGUGGGUGAGAGCUGUAUGAAUGUGACUUACACCCAUCAGAGUAUCUGUGCUUUGAAAGGGUCAACAGUGGACAUAUCCUGCUUUUACACACAUCCCAGUUGGCAUAACGUCACAAAAGUAUCCUGGUUCAGCAAAUGGGAGACUGGAGUAACUAAAGACCUGAUCCAGGACUCAGAGUAUGCAAGUCGUGUGGAACACCAUCGACAAACAGAAAAGGACUCCASCCUGAGAAUCACAGACCUGAAAGAGAGUGAUUCAACUGAGUACAGAUUCAGAUUUACAACUGAUAAGACCAGAUGGGGGUACAGCUUCCCAGGAACAACUCUGACUGUCACAGGUCUGCAGGUGAAGGUGUCUCCUGCUGCAGAGGGACAGAAGACACUGACCUGUAGCACCACCUGUACUCUGACUGACAACCCCACCUACAUUUGGUACAAGAAUGGACAAUGUCUAGAUGAGCCCACUUCCCAACAAUACUCUAGUAAUACCCUAGUAGUGUUGGGUCAUUCUGUGGACAGUUACUCCUGUGCUGUAGAACACCAUGAGGCCCUCCACUCUCCUGCAGUGUAUGCUCCAAAGAACACCUCAGUGUCAAAGAAUGUAWYCUCAMCAAAAGCAUCAGGACAGAGUUACAGCAUCACUAACAUCAGCUCUGAGGACAGAGGAGAAUACUACUGUGAGGCCCAGAAUGGAAGAGGAUCUAUGAACUCUACAGCUCUGAUGAUCAUUGUAGAAGGGAAACAGACCUCAGUUCUGACUGCAGCUGUAGGAAUCACAGUGGUUGUUCUGGUUCUCAUCCUCUGUCUCUCUGGACUCAUGUGGUUCAGGAAGAAAGCCUCCAAAUCCACCUCUGACACAAAAGAUACAGCAGACGAUAGACAGGGAGACUCUAGUCCAGUGUAUGACAACAUCUCAGGCAUGGUCAUGACCUCUACUGCAGCACAGACAGCAGCCACAGACGACCAGGAUGAUGUUCACUACGCCAGCGUCCACUUCUCUCGUUCCAAAAACCAGGAAGUGCCUCUGUACUCCACCGUCCAAGUGCCUCAGCCCCAGAAAGAGGAUGAGGAUGUCCAGUACGCUGCUCUGAAAUUCAACCUCCCAGUGCUGCCACCCGCAGCACAAGCAGCUGAGGAGGAAUCCUCUGUUCUCUACAGUACAGUCAACAAACCCUGAACCAAGAAGACCCGAACACAACAAACCCAGAACCAAGAAGACCUGAACACAAUAAACCCAGAACCAAGAAGACCUGAACACAACAGACCCAGAAAGAAGAAGACCUGAACAGAACAAGUUUGACAAAAACCUUGUAUAUCUUGACCUGUAUAUUUAAACUAAGUGAUAUAAUG